AUGGCGCAGGCGGCGAUGCCCCCGGAGCCGAAGCUGCCCAACCCCUGCGCCGCUUUCCGCCCGCCGCCGCCGCCGCAGCCGCCCGCUCGCCGCCCCGGCGCCCCCGCGCGGCCCAAGGAUGCACCUUGUGCAACCCCUGCUGGCGACAAAGGCCGUCCAGGGCAGUGCAACAAAGCUCCAGAGAACGUCGUGCAGAAGCCUUCUGGCGGGACAUAUUCAAGACCUGAAGCAAGAGUAAAGCUGAUUCCUGCAGAAGAGAUCACAUAUGUACGGCAUGGAAAAACUUAUGCUAGAACUGUUGGUUCAGAUAAAUUGGAGAAAAGACACCGCAGACGGAGUGUCACUCCUCCUCCCAGUUCACGUAUAGUUUCCCUUGCGAGGUCGACACCACUUCCUCACAAGGCCACAGCGCCGCUUCCACCUCACAAGCCCACGUCACCACUUGCUCACAAGCCGACGUCGCCACUUGCUCACAAGCCGAUGUCGCCACUUGCUCACAAGCCGACGUCGCCACUUGCUCACAAGCCGACGUCACCACUUGCUCACAAGCCAACGUCGCCACUUGCUCACAAGCCGAUGUCGCCACUUUCUCACAAGCCGACGUCGCCACUUUCUCACAAGCCAACGUCGCCACUUGCUCACAAGCCGACGUCGCCAUUUGCUCACAAGCCGACGUCGCCACUUGCUCACAAGCCGACGUCACCACUUGCUCACAAGCCUACGGCACCACCCCCACCUGUUGCCUCAUGUAUUUCUGUUAAGAGAUCUGAGACAGCUGAAAACAACAGGCAAGUUGUUUCUCUCAAACGGACAUCACCAUUCUGCAAGGUUGUCCAGAGAGGUGCAGUUCCACCAGCUGUUUUGCGAAAAGAGUCAGAGAUGAAUCCCAUCUCUCCUAGUUCUGUGCAUGUGCUUCCUGCACAUUCAACUAAGGUUGCUCUUGCUACAAAGGCAGAACCUUCUCCUAAGAGUGUCAGCACAGUUGAUAACUUGUACUCUACAAGCAAUCAGGCCACACUUGAAUGUCAACGUCCAAAACGCAGUGCAGAUCCUAUUGUGGAAAAAGAACUUAAUGUGAAACUUUCAUUGCUGAGCCCAACAUCUGUGCUUAGCAUAAGUUCCAAUGAGGUAUGCCCAGAUGCUAGAUCAAGGCCUUCGUCCAGACCAAGUUUGUUUGAUGGAAAAUGCAAGCUGGCCUCACUGCAGCCUGAGAUGAGCAUGCCUCGAGCAAAAUGCCCAGAUUAUACAACUCAAGCCACAUGUGUUGAACAGUCUAAUGAUUUUGAAGCUGCUCCUUCCACUAAGGGUCAUAUCAGGGAUGAACCACAAACAAACAAGGAAGCAUAUAUUACCUGUAACAUGUCUUCAGAUGCCCCAGAAGUUUUACAUAACAAACUGUACAAGAAACCAGAUCAGUCAAAAUCCACAACUCAAGCCCCACGUGUUGGACUGUCCAACGAUUUUGAAGCUGGUCCAUCCUCUAAGAUCCAUAUCAAGAAUGAGCCAGAAAUAAAUAAUGAAGAAUCACUUAGUUGUAACCUGUCUACAGGUGCCCAAGCAAUGGUACAUACAGAACUGUACAAUAAGCCAUACCAACCAGAGUCCACAACUGCAGGCCCAUGUGUUGAAUUGUCUAAUGAUUUGGAUGCUGUUCCUUCGACUAAAUGCCAUAUCAGGAAUGAGCGACAAACAAACCAGGAAGGAUCAAAUAGCUGUGACAUGCCUUCAGGCGCCUCAUUAAUUUUACAUACAGAACCGCGCAAGACAUGCCGACCAGACGCCUGCUGGAAGGGCAAAUUUGAAGUAACAGGAGAGCUAACGCACACUUGUGAUGAGCUUGAAGCUCAUUUCCCUCAUGAAAUUUUUAUCAAAGUUUACGAAGCUUCAAAACAAAUGCCUGAAGUCUUGAAGCUAGAGGCUCUACCUCUUUCUCAUCUCUUGCCAAAAAAAUUCAAGAUGGAACCCCCUGAUGCACAUGAUAUUGGACUGUGCUUCAUAAGCUCUCAUGAAAGGCCAAAUAGAAACUUUGACCAUCUCCUGGAGAAGAUUUCUUCACAUACUGGCUUGCGGGCUAACAUCGGCAUCACAGAGUUGCUAAUAUUUUCGUCCAAGUUGCUUACGGAAGAUGAUCAAACAAAAGACGGAAAACUUUACUUUUGUGGAGUUUUCCGGAAGCAUCUCAGAAAGAAGCAGCACCCAGCCAAUAAUGAUACAGAGAAGGUGGAAUGUAAGAAAAGUGGCAUCAUACUGGAUUCAACUGGGGAGGAAGAGACAAGUGGGAUUAACAAAUGUAUGCCCAUGGUUAAAGCGCCUGAUGCAAAUGCUACCAGUAACGCAGCUCCCACUGUUUCUUUCUUCACUGGGUCUUGCAGUCCUGUCUCGGCAGGUUCUCCUUGUAAAUCUGCUGCGAGAACUGCUGCUUGCGGAGGCCUUACGUUGGACUCGCCUCCAGGAUUUCCUCUUGAUGGCCCCCCUCCUGCGUUUACAUCAGCACACCGCAUGCUUCGUAGAGGGGAAACCGCAGAAUCACAGAUCGACUCUUGCAGCCUUAUUUUGGAUGAUGUUCCUCCUGGGUUCACAUCAGCACACCGCGGGUUACAUUCCACUCUUUUCUCUGAGAAGUCUGCAAUCAAAUUCUCUCUGAAUGUUACAAGGACUAUUCAAACGCCGCCUGGGUUACCGGCAUUCUCUAAGGCUAAGGAUAAAAUGACAGCGACUGGAAACAUACAUGUAAAGCAUGAUAAGGUUGACGUGCAAGUGGAUGACGAUUCCGAGGAGCGGCAGUUUCCGAAAAUCAAGCGGCUCUCGGAUAUCCUGGGUUCCUCUUCUGCCUCCUCGAGCAACAACGACAGUAUCUUGUCCAGACCUAGUAACUGCUCUGAAGUUUGCAGAUCUGCUGCAGCUGUGCCAAGAGCGAGCAAGUUUCAAGAGGCGGGGCCUCCUGAGGUACAAAAACAUUGCAGGAAGAGAGGCCAGCUGGAACUAUCCGAGCCUUCUGGUGCCGAGGCGACCAAAAGGCUCAGGGUGAAUGGACGCAUCGCGCUGAACGGAUCCGUGGACCGUCGUGUCCUCAAUGGUGGCAAAAGAUGAUAUGCAGCUACGCCUCCUCUUCAGGCCAUGUGGCUAACGCAUUUUCAGGUGGUAUCGGUGGAACUGCUACUUCCAGACAGCGAGUAGUUUUAUGUGUGUAGGUCGGUCUGGACAGCCAGUAUUUUGGGUAGGAAACUGAAGCCUAUUAGGUAGUGAAUAUGUCUAAUGUUAUGUCGAAAUAAGUACUACCUCCGGCUCAGGCUGGAGAAGUAUCGUUGUUGUUUUUGUAAAGUCUAAAGUGUCAAGUUUACGUGGUGCAAACUGGUGUUAACAGGAUGUCAGACCGUCUGUGGUGCAUGUAUGUCUGAACUUUAACGACAUCUGGUAUAUCCUCAACAAGGUGUGCGCAUGACAGGCCCAAGCCUGACAGAUAACGCUAACUGAAAAACAGAUUCACACUAGAACGAGAUUCCAUCAA
Lolium rigidum is the source of this 3508-nucleotide messenger RNA. RefSeq lists its product as uncharacterized. The coding region runs from base 1 to 3090 and encodes 1029 amino acids. NCBI's taxonomy places the organism in Eukaryota, Viridiplantae, Streptophyta, Magnoliopsida, Poales, Poaceae. The record is from RefSeq and is a predicted model, not a curated record. The transcript has 11 exons.